CCUCCACCCCUCACUCGAGGACCACCACUACAGCCACACAGCCUCCACCCCUCACUCGAGGACCACCACUACAGCCACACAGCCUCCACCCUUCACUCGAGGACUACAGCUACACCUCACUACACCGUUCAAGGUAGUGUUUCAAACACGAUUAAAUAAGCAAUAAGGAACUCAUCUGCAACAUGAAAACUACAAAGAAGAAAAGGUGUUGCAAUAUUUCACCUUUCAAAAGACAGAAUCCAUGGCAUCAGCAAAUGAAUUGUUAAAUAAUUCUUACGGUGAACAUGAGCAUGAAAAUGAGACGCUUAUUAGUAGGUUUGGUGAUGGUGGGGGCUUUAACAACGGUGACAGUACUAUUCUAUUCACUGUUUCUCAGUUCUAUAAUGCCCAUGCCACCAGGAUCAAAGAUAUACAAGGAAACAAAACUGAAACGACUUGCAUGUGGUAUAAGGAACUCCAGGAUCCAAUAGUUGUCAAAGCUGACACAUCAGAAGUCUGGAUGCAACUAUGGGACCAUCAUCCAGACCCUAAAACCUAUCAUACCUACUUAUUUACUUGUCCCGUUCCAUUAAAGAUGCGUGACAGUUUAUUAUACCCAGACUUUGUUUCCUUGUCUUCCCAGCCAUGCACUAGUAUAACUACAAAACUACCCAUUAAUAAGGAAGGCUUUACUGAACUGUUAAGUGGGAGAGCUAAGAAAAAAUAUGCGGUGUGUGUUAAAGGAAUGGACUUUGAAGACGACAUAUCCGUGAAACUUUUAGAAUGGUUAGAACUUCUUUACAUUCUUGGUGUUGAUAAAGUAUUUAUAUACAAAUAUACCGUACAUGUAAGUGUAGAAAAAGUUUUAGAUUAUUAUGAGAGGCAAGGAAAGGUGAAGAUAAUUCCUCUCACCUUACCAGGAGACCAACCAAAUGAACCAAAGUUACGUUCUGUGUACCUAAGAAGGGCUGUGUGGCAGAAGAGAAGGAAUGAACUUGUACCAUACAAUGAUUGCCUGUACAGAAACAUAUAUCUGUACGAUUAUGUCAUACCUUUAGACACAGAUGAAGUAAUUAUACCAGUCAAGUCCUACACGUGGUCAGAAAUGUUUGCAGAACUAAAGAGAGGAGACCCGAAAGCUUUGGAUAAAUACGCUUCAUUUUCAGCUCAGAAUGCAUAUUUCUUAGAUGUGUUUAAUUUCACUUAUAAUCUGAAGGUGCCAAAAUAUUUCCACAUGCUGCAUCGGACAAUCAGAAGCGCCAAUUUUAGCAUCAUUGGUCAUUCUGUAAAAAGUUUUGUAUCAACAAAAAACUCCCGGACUGUCUUUAACCAUUAUGCUCUCGAGACACUUUACCGCAACAUGAAAACAAACAAGGUAAUGAACACGUCACUCGUUCAAAUGAACCAUUAUAAAAAACGCUGUCCAAGAGAAAUAUACAGUCAGUGCAAGAGCAAAUUUCUCCGUUAUACUACAAAGGAUAAUACAAUAGAUAAGUAUAUGAAAGAGCUGAUGUAUAAAGUGGAAACAGCAAUUAAAAAUAUAAAGUUAUUCAACAUUACAGAAUGAUAAUCUUAAUUUUUGUAGUAGGUUAUUGUGAAACAUUUAGAUAAUUUUGAUUCUGUAUCUUUACACCAAUUAUGAUGAUAAGAGGCAUUUCUGCAAUAAGAGUAUGUAAUGUAUUUCAUGACUUAUACUGAACCAAUACAAAAUUUAAUAAUUUCACAUUGCGUUCAUUGAAAAAUCAGCUCUUUCUUUAUUAGCUUAAUUGCUGGUAUUUGUCUAAAGCACUAGUUCUUAAUCUCUCGGUUACAAUGCAAGCCAUUUUGAGUGGGUUGUCAAGGGUCUCCAGCAAGCAUCUGAAACCUUCUUUUCUAUUCCAACGGACUAUACUGUACGAAAACGUUUGCAUAAGCAACAAGAUGGUUGCCAGCACAUCAGCUCUCAGUGUCUUAUUGACUUUAAAAGUGAUUGUUUUUAAAAGGCAUUUUACAUAAAAGCAAAUAUUUGCAUUUCGUGCUAUCUAGUUUUUUAUUUUCCUUGUACUUUCUUUAGCCUUCAUAAAAGUAAGUAGCUAUCAACAGAAGGCACUAAGUCGGGAUGACUAUUUAACAACGACUAUAUCUCAGGAUAUUCAAAAGAUCUUAGAUGUCACUCACGAUGCCAAUACAAGAGCAAACAAGACAUAACAUGAAAAACAACAAAAACAUACGCUUCACCACGGAAGCUGGGACAAAAACGAAUGGCUUAUCACCAGUCUAGAUGGACUGCCACUAGCUCUAGGCAGUAGAGCUAGUAGCAUCGGUAAAAUGUUGAGGGGGGAUGACAAAAAUGAAUAACCAGUUUAGUGACCAAGACAAGUGCUUAGCAUCAGGUCCUGGAGACAUACACCAAGCGGUGAAAACUGGGAAAUUAAAAGGGGCAGCUCGCUAAAUUUUGCAUAAAAAUUCCAUAAUCCAUCAAAAAAUAGACAUUGAGAAGAACAAGGCAUCAUUUGAAAAUUCCAAAUUCUUCCUCCCUCCAUCUUGCUACUUGCAACUGAAAGUAGCCAAUAAAGGGAAAAAAAUGUGGGAACAGCGCAGUAUAAUGUAGUCCGUCUAAUCCUUCAGACGUAGACUUGCACAAACAACAGCUGAUGUGGGACAGUUAUGCAAGUCCCAGCUGUGUCUGGGUACAAGUGACAUGAUGAACAACCCAGCUUGGUCUGGGUACAAGUGACAGGACGAACAACCCAGCAGGUUUUCAUCCUAUUGGGGAGUGUUGUACAUGCUGCUAUGGCGGUGUGUCCACUCACAGGAUGAGUGGCGCUGCCCAAUAAACUCGCCCCUCGGGGCAAAAUUAAAAAAAAAAAAAUUUAAACAACACCUGAUUACAUUUUAGCUAGCAUUAUUAAAUCAUUUUAAAGAACAAAUGCAACAGGGAACAAAUAAUCAACUGGUAUUUUCUCUUCUAUUUAUAGUUGCCAAGGCAUACCACACAAAAUAUUUUUUUUUUUCUGUCAUCGGUACAAAAAUUCCAUACAUAAAACAUUAACAAUCUCUUCCCACCUGAAUAAUACAGAUAUUCAUUGUUAAACAGCAUUACCUUCCAGUUAAUGUGCUACUGUAUGUUAAACUUGAUUUACCUUAUUAAUUAUAAUCUAAAUGCCAAUGUAUAUACCCAAGUUGUAUAAUAUUGUAUAUAUAUAUAAAUAAAAACUUCCUCCAAUAAGAUAGCACAAAUAGCAACCGGGACAUGUAUGGACACAAUAUAAACUUAAUAUAACAA
This is a messenger RNA of Procambarus clarkii (red swamp crayfish), 3244 nucleotides long. RefSeq lists its product as uncharacterized. The record is from RefSeq and is a predicted model, not a curated record. NCBI's taxonomy places the organism in Eukaryota, Metazoa, Arthropoda, Malacostraca, Decapoda, Cambaridae. Gene Ontology annotation, molecular function: glycosyltransferase activity. Gene Ontology annotation, cellular component: cytoplasm.